CUCAAUUGAUCUAACAUCACUAGAAGAGAAAUCUAGCCAUGAGUAGAUGCCAAAAGCAGGUCAUGUGUUCAAUUUAUUCAUCUUGUUUCACCUUAGGUCUGAUGACCCUGAAAGAGGAGAGUGAAGUUCUGAACGAAACAGAUGAGAAAUAUAAGCUUGAGAAACAUCACAAGUUCAUACCUGAAGAAAAACCAUUUAGUUGCUCACAGGCUGAAAAGACUUCCCGAAAAAGAGCUCAAAAGACAAGAAGCUGCGAAAAGAAGCAUUUUACCUGUCAACAGUGUGAGAAAAGUUUUAACCUAAAAGGAGACCUUAUCAGACACAUGAGAACUCACACUGGAGAGAAGCCUUACACAUGCCAACAGUGUGGAAACCGUUUCAGUCUGUAUGGAAGCCUUAAAAUCCACAUGAGAGUGCACACUGGAGAAAACCCUUUCACCUGCCAACAGUGUGGAAAGAGUUUCACUCAAAAAGUAAACCUUAUCACACACAUGAGAACUCACACUGGAGAAAACCCUUUCACCUGCCAACAGUGUGGAAAGUGUUUCACUCAAAAAGUAAGCCUUAACAGGCACAUGAGAACUCACACUGGAGAGAAGCCUUACACAUGCCAACAGUGUGGAAAAAGUUUCAGUCAAGAAGGACAUCUUAAAAUCCACAUGAGAAUUCACACUGGAGAAAAGCUGUUCCCCUGCCAAAGGUGUGGUGUAAGUUUUACUCAAAAAGGAAGCCUUGACAGGCACACAAGAAUUCACUCCAGAAAGAAACUUUACACAUGCCCUCAGUGUGGAAGGAGUUUUGAACAACAUGGAAACCUUAAAGUCCACAUGAGAGUUCAUACUGGAGAGAACCCUUUUGCCUGCCAGCAGUGUGGAAAAAUGUUCAACCAAAAAGGAAGCCUUAAACACCACAUGAGAGUUCACAUCGGAGAAAACCCUUUGACCUGCCAACAGUGUGGAAAGAGUUUCACUCAAAAAGGAAGCCUUAUCAGACACACGAGAACUCACACCGGAGAGAAGCCUUACACAUGCCAACAGUGUGGAAAAAGUUUCAGUCUAUAUGGAAACCUUAAAAUCCACAUGAGAGUUCAUACUGGAGAGAAGCCGUUCACCUGCCAACAGUGUGGAAAUAGUUUUAAUCAAAAAGGAAGCUUUAUCAGACACAUGAGAACUCACACCGGAGAGAAGCCUUACACAUGCCAACAGUGUGGAAACAGUUUCAGUCUAUAUGGAAACUUUAAAAUCCACAUGAGAGUUCACACUGGAGAGAAGCCGUUCACCUGCCAACAGUGUGGAAAUAGUUUUAAUCAAAAAGGAAGCCUUAUCAGACACAUGAGAACUCACACCGGAGAGAAGCCUUACACAUGCCAACAGUGUGGAAAUGGUUUUAAUAAAAAAGGACACCUUAACAGGCACAUGAGAACUCACACUGGAGAAAAGCUGUUCCCCUUCCGAAGGUGUGGUGUAAGUUAUACUCAAAAAGGAAGCCUUAACAGGCACACAAUUCACUCCAGAAAGAAACUUUACACAUGCUUUCAGUGUGGAAGGAGUUUUGAACAACAUGGAAACCUUAAACACCACAUGAGAGUUCACACUGGAGAAAACCCUUUCACCUGCCAACGGUGUGGAAAGAGUUUCACUCAAAAAGUAAUCCUUAUCAGACACAUGAGAACUCAUACCGGAGAGAAGCCUUACACAUGCCAACAGUGUGGAAACAGUUUCAGUCUAUAUGGAAACCUUAAAAUCCACAUGAGAACUCAUACUGGAGAGAAGCCUUACACCUGCCAACAGUGUGGAAAUGGUUUUAAUCAAAAAGUAAGCCUUAUCAGACACAUGAGAACUCACACUGGAGAGAAGCCUUACACAUGCCAACAGUGUGGAAACAGUUUCAGUCUAUAUGGAAACCUUAAAAUCCACAUGAGAACUCAUACCGGAGAGAAGCCUUACACCUGCAAACAGUGUGGAAAUGGUUUUAAUCAAAAAGGAAGCCUUACCAGGCACAUGAGAACUCACACCGGAGAGACAGAGUUUCAAUCAGCUUUAAAACCUUAAAGUCUAUAUGAGAAAUCAAAGGCUGCAUUUACGCUUGUCAUUAACAUGCGACUUGUAUCUGGAUGUUGUCCACAUACACAUUGAAAAGACAAGUGUAAACGCACUUCUUGAUUGGAAUGCUAUCCGGUCAGCGUGUCCUGGUCCAGAGGUAGUCGAGGACGCAUUGUGAUCAGCUCUCAGUGUAAUGUAAACGCAAUCCAGCCAUCGAGUCUGCAUUCGCAGGUCAACGUCACGCAA
Molecule: messenger RNA, 2288 nt
Organism: Sinocyclocheilus rhinocerous
Lineage: Eukaryota; Metazoa; Chordata; Actinopteri; Cypriniformes; Cyprinidae
Product: gastrula zinc finger protein XlCGF57.1-like
Exons: 2
Coding region: 39-2051 (670 amino acids)
Biological process (GO): regulation of transcription by RNA polymerase II
Molecular function (GO): DNA-binding transcription factor activity; RNA polymerase II cis-regulatory region sequence-specific DNA binding
Source: RefSeq, a predicted model, not a curated record